CAACAGAAAUGCGGGCUCGGUCCUCGGUGCUUCGCAACUGGCGUCAUUCACCUGUUUUAUCGCUUAUCUUUUUAUCGAUAGGCGGGGAAAUACACAUCUUGACAUCCCUUACUAUGUAGAUCCCCCGGGGUCUCGGUACCUGCCGUACACGUGACUUAACGAAUAUCGAAUUCUGCUAUCGCACUUACACCUUGCAACGCUUCCCCCAUUUAGCCUUGGGCAUAUAUCUAAAUACACUUUUAAUAAAACCUUCAAUUUCGCGACAAGACGUGCCAUUGCACUACCAAAAGGGGUCUUCGAGGUCAUACAUGUGCCCCUCGUCAAGCCUAUCGAGCAAAUAAAACCCGUGUCUUGACGACGAGGGGCUAACAGCUCCCCUCCCCCUUUUAAAAAGAGCCGUCACCAUGUCGCAGACCAUCGGGCUGACGAAACUAGCCUACUCGCGAGUAUGGCACCACAUCUCGGCGUCGGCACCGCACCCGACGCUCUCGACGCAACCGAACGUGACCCCGCCCUCGCUCGGCCGGCUGGCGUCGCGCAUCGCCGUGAUCCUGAUGGGCAAGCACAAGCCGAUCUGGGACCCGUCGACGGACUGCGGGGACUACGUGGUGGUGACGAACUGCGCGGCGCUGCACCUCACGGGCCACAAGAAGUGGCGCAAGAUGUACCACCGGCACAACACGCGCCCGGGCUCCCUCCAGUCCGUCACCAUGGACGUCCUCAUGGCCAAGCACGGCGGCGCCGAGGUCCUCCGCAAGGCCGUCAGCGGCAUGCUCCCCAAGAACAGGCUCAGGGAUAAGAGGCUCGCCAGGCUCAAGGCCUUCGAGGGCGACGCCCACCCGUUCAAGCAGAACCUCAUUCGGUUUGGCGGCGUGCCUGUUGGCAAGGAGGGCUGGGGCGAGGCUGUUCAGGCGAUAAGGCAGGCGGGUGCUGAGAGGUUAUAGCGGAGAGGAUCGGAUCGGAUCGGAUUGGUGCUAAGGCGAGGCGCGACUUGCAGGCUCGAGAGAAAGAGAGAGAGAGAGAGAGCAGGCUUUGCCAGGGAAAUUCUAGCUCUGCAUAUCUGCUAUGUACUACAUCGUACGUGUAUAAUGAAUGCAUCUCAUAACAACCAACAUUGCAAGUGGCCAAGAAAACGGCACUUAUAUGUACAAUGAAUACGGUAUUAUUCGCUACAAGUAGGUGGUAGGAAAGCACUCCAGGUACUUGGGACAACUGUGGUUCAUAGAAAAUUCAAAAUAAAGUGAAAAUAUACACCUCUAUACGACUGACAUUUUUGCACGAUGAACCAAUCACAUCUCCAGGCGGAAAG
Daldinia caldariorum is the source of this 1309-nucleotide messenger RNA. Its product is annotated as ribosomal protein L13. The transcript is spliced from 2 exons. Gene Ontology annotation, molecular function: structural constituent of ribosome; mRNA binding. Gene Ontology annotation, biological process: negative regulation of translation; translation. Gene Ontology annotation, cellular component: ribosome; mitochondrial large ribosomal subunit. The coding region runs from base 405 to 944 and encodes 179 amino acids. The record is from RefSeq and is a predicted model, not a curated record. Lineage: Eukaryota; Fungi; Ascomycota; Sordariomycetes; Xylariales; Hypoxylaceae.